Molecule: messenger RNA, 1755 nt
Organism: Gasterosteus aculeatus aculeatus (three-spined stickleback)
Lineage: Eukaryota; Metazoa; Chordata; Actinopteri; Perciformes; Gasterosteidae
Product: zinc-binding protein A33
Molecular function (GO): protein binding
Source: RefSeq, a predicted model, not a curated record
CCUGCCCAGGCACACGUCACAUGCGUGAGAGGCCUAUAAAAGAAACCCUUGUAGUUGUGUUGCCCCCCCGGUGAGAGAUUGGUCUAUUACACAGAAAAUGAGCAGUAGGGAAGGAGGGAAGGCCACACAGCAAUCCUUGUAUUUAGGUCUUAUUGAUGCUAUGUGCCCGUCUCUGCUUGAAAGGAGAUGCUCCAGAAACAUCGGCAGCACCUGCAGAGACAAAGAGAUGGCCUCGCCCAUAGAAUGAAGAAGCUAGCAGCUAAGCAGGUGGAGAUAACAAAAAAGACCAAUGCAAUCAAGGAGAAAAUCCAGAAAAGGUACGAAGACAUGAAGCGGGUUCUGGAUCAGGAUCUUAUGAUCACGCUGACCCAGAUGGACAUUGAGCUGGAGGCCACAGAGAAGACAGUGGAGGACAGGAUGGAGCACUGCUACCACCUCACUCAGGAACUGGACCAGCAACUGUCCGACAUCGGCGCCCAGGUGACAACACAAGAAAAUGAAAUUCAGCAGAUUGCUGAAACCGACAAAAAAGUUUCCGAGACUAUGAAGCUGAGCGACCCCGACGGGAUUCACAUGGACGAGUUCAGGAACGAACAACUGCUGAGUCUCACCGUCAACCUGCUGCUGUUCAUCAGAUCCCAGGUCCCUGUCACCAAGAAGCUGUUUCAGACCUAUGCUGCGGACGUUGUCCUCGAUGCCGAAACCGCCCACCCCAAGCUGAUCAUCUCGCCCGAAGGCGACUCUGCCACCUACACGGACACCUGGCAGGACGUCCCGGAGACCACCUCCCGCUUUGAGACCACCCUGAACGUGCUCAGCCGGCGAGGCUUCAGCGAGGGCCGCCAGUACUGGGAGGUGGACGUGAGCGGGAAGACCUACUGGGAGCUGGGCCUCACCUACCCGAGCAUCCCGCGCAAGGGCCGCGUGGAGGACUCCUGGCUGGGCCGAGGCGAGGGGUCCUGGUGCGUGGAAUACUUCAACGGAGACUACACGGCCUGGCACGGCGGCGUGCAGCACGAGCUGCCUCUGCUGGCGGGGAAGCAGUUCGACCGAAUCGGGGUGUACUGCAGCUUCCCCGCGGGCCUGGUGUGCUUCCUGGGAGCCGACACGGCGACGCCGCUCCACUGCUUCUGCGCAGGGACCUUCGCCGACAGCCUGCUUCAAGCCGUGUGUCCCGGCCACGACAACGAGGGCACCAACUGGAAGUCCCUCAAGGUCUGCGAUGCCUCUCGAUCAGCUCCUGUUCUCUGAGGCGGAGCAGCAGCGCCUCACGGGCAGGAAGGCCGGGAAUCAAAUGACCAGGAAUCUCAGAUCUUUAACUUGUGACCCGGGAGGUGCUCGGCCUGUCAGGAGUGUCAACUUCUGUCCGGAGGUUAGAAAACGAUGUAAAGUCAAACAGAUCUGCUUUCAAACAGUGAAUUCAUAUUCAUUUUGAUCAUUGAAUAGUGAAUUGUACUUUUGGUAAGGCUGGUAAUGUUCUUUAUGUUUCUUAAAGUCACCAACAAAGGGUUAGUAGUCCUACUUGUGUCUGUCAACCUCCAGCCCAAUGUGUCCUUCUAAAUAUAUAAACCUAGAAGUAAUAGGGUAAUUAAGAGUAUGGGAUUUGAACUUUUUUCUCAAAAUACUACUCAAAAUACUACACUUCAAUGUUCGUUUUGGAUGAUAUUCAGUGAAAAAACUAAAACAAUGUAAACAAUUUUCCGUGUUGGCUUUUAUUGUGUCUGUUGCAGAUAAAAAUAAAAAAUAAAACACAAA